CCGACUCCACUGACCAUGAAACUUGUCUGUUUUCCUUUCAGGCCUGCUCCCUGGAGUGUGACGGCGAGCUGGACGGGCAGGGACUCCGCCGCUGCCAGGACUUCCUGUUUGAGGAGGAGAACCGGACGCCUGUGGACGCCGAUGGCCGUCCGGAGCAGGAACUGGGAGCGGCGAUGCUCGGCGACGACGACCCGCCAACGACACCCGAGCACCUGCUGGCCAAGAAAUACAGCGGCUUCCCGAAGCGCUACGGCGGCUUCAUGUCCCGCCGCUCCUCCUCUCUGGAGGGGAACCCCGGCGACCCGGGAGACCGGGACCAGGAGGAAAACAUCCGCCAGGAGGUCCUGAAGAUCCUGGGUGCGGCGAGCGAGGGGGGAGGCCCGGCGGGGGGGGUGGUGAAGCGGUACGGGGGCUUCAUGCGUCGCACCGACGGGGAGGCGGCUCCGGGCCAGCUCCUGGAGGCGGUGCUGGGCCGGGGCCUCAGGAAGCGCUACGGCGGGUUCAUGAGGCGCGUGGGGAGGCCGGAGUGGCUGGUGGACGGCAGGAACGGAGGCGCCCUGAAGAGGUCCUGGGAGAACGGCAGCGAGCUGCAGAAGAGGUACGGAGGGUUCAUGGACUAGGAGGCCUCACAAGUCCUGCCGUCCUGCCAACUUCCUGUCCGCCCGGAGUCUGGACUCGUCUUCGUUUGAGUAAACUUCCUGUCACCCGUGAUAGUUCCAUCGCCUGGUUUUGUAAAUGUGCUAGUGACGACUUCUUCGGUUCAAACUGUCCUGGAAUGAUGAAAAAAGAUAAAGUAUCUUCUGGUCUUUAUGGCUUUCAUGAUGAUGUUAUUUAUU
This is a messenger RNA of Cololabis saira (Pacific saury), 836 nucleotides long. RefSeq names its product proenkephalin-A-like. The transcript has a single exon. Lineage: Eukaryota; Metazoa; Chordata; Actinopteri; Beloniformes; Belonidae. Gene Ontology annotation, molecular function: opioid receptor binding. Gene Ontology annotation, biological process: neuropeptide signaling pathway; sensory perception; chemical synaptic transmission. The annotation marks the transcript as partial. Gene Ontology annotation, cellular component: neuronal cell body; axon terminus; plasma membrane. The record is from RefSeq and is a predicted model, not a curated record.